This is a messenger RNA of Hevea brasiliensis (rubber tree), 939 nucleotides long. RefSeq names its product eukaryotic translation initiation factor 5A. Gene Ontology annotation, biological process: positive regulation of translational termination; positive regulation of translational elongation. The coding region runs from base 211 to 693 and encodes 160 amino acids. The transcript has 5 exons. Lineage: Eukaryota; Viridiplantae; Streptophyta; Magnoliopsida; Malpighiales; Euphorbiaceae. Gene Ontology annotation, molecular function: translation elongation factor activity; RNA binding; ribosome binding. The record is from RefSeq and is a predicted model, not a curated record.
UAAACUCAAGGCAUGAAUGAACGGGCGAGAUGAGAGAUGUGAUUCAGAUUAACCAUGAUUAGAGAAAACGAUGAUUGAUGAUAAUGGUGAUGAUGAGAUGAUCCUAUAAUUCUCAAAGCUUUUGCAUAAAAUAGGAAGUGAACGCCUUCAACAACUCAUUCUCUUCCAGUUCUCAGGAGAGACAGAUUGAAAACAAACCCUAGGAAAAAAAUGUCAGACGAGGAACACCACUUUGAGUCCAAGGCCGAUGCUGGAGCCUCCAAGACCUAUCCUCAACAAGCUGGUACCAUUCGCAAGAAUGGCUACAUCGUUAUCAAGAAUCGUCCCUGCAAGGUUGUGGAGGUUUCAACAUCAAAGACAGGGAAGCACGGUCAUGCUAAGUGCCACUUCGUUGGAAUUGAUAUAUUCACUGCAAAAAAACUUGAAGAUAUUGUUCCUUCAUCCCACAAUUGUGAUGCUCCCCAUGUUAAUCGUACUGAUUAUCAGCUGAUUGAUAUCUCUGAAGAUGGUUUUGUGAGUCUUCUGACUGAAAGUGGAAACACCAAGGAUGAUCUCAGGCUUCCCACCGAUGAAAAUCUGCUCAGCCAGAUUAAAGAUGGGUUUGCUGAGGGGAAGGACCUUGUGGUGACCGUCAUGUCUGCAAUGGGAGAGGAGCAGAUCUGUGCCCUCAAGGACAUUGGUCCUAAAAAUUAAAAAUGAUACUAUAGCAUUAGCUAUAGCUGAUGGUGAAACAGUCUUUAUGUUUGCUAACAGGGAAUUUUUAUCUGCUAAGCAUAUGUUCAACAAACUUUUAUUAAGACAAGUAUUUUAGCUGUGUAAUCAAGAAUGAUAAGGCUUGUAAUGAGGGAGGUGGAGAAGAGAACCAAGCUUUUCGUUUCCUGAUGGAGGGAACUUGGUGUUUCGGCAGGAAGGAAUAUAUAUAAAUUUUACUGUUUUAUA